Messenger RNA from Pristis pectinata (smalltooth sawfish), 2184 nucleotides. RefSeq names its product DEAH (Asp-Glu-Ala-His) box polypeptide 32a (gene dhx32a). The transcript has 11 exons. The record is from RefSeq and is a predicted model, not a curated record. NCBI's taxonomy places the organism in Eukaryota, Metazoa, Chordata, Chondrichthyes, Rhinopristiformes, Pristidae. Bases 31 to 2175 code for a protein of 714 amino acids. Gene Ontology annotation, cellular component: spliceosomal complex; intracellular anatomical structure. Gene Ontology annotation, molecular function: RNA binding.
GAAGUGUUACCCUGUGACACAGACCUGGAGAUGAAUCCCUUUGAUGGGCUGCCUUAUUCAUCUCGCUAUUACAAACUCCUGCAAGAAAGGAAGAGGCUGCCGGUGUGGGAAGCUAAGGACGUCUUCAUGGAAAGUUUAGCAGGCAGUCACUUCGUCAUCCUAUCUGGAGAAGCCGGUAUCGGCAAAAGCAGUCAGAUUCCCCAGUGGUGUGCGGAAUAUUGUCUUUCCUCCAAGUAUCAGCAUGGGGUUGUUGUGUGCACACAGACACACAAGCAGACGGCUGUUGGCCUUGCUCUUCGUGUGGCAGAUGAGAUGGAUGUCAACAUAGGGCAUGAAGUGGGCUACAUAAUUCCAUUUGAAAACUGUUGCAUCAAUGAAACUAUCCUGAGGUAUAGCACAGAUGAUAUGCUUCUGCAGGAGAUGAUGUCAGACCCUCUACUGGAACACUAUGCAGUUAUCAUCGUAGAUGAAACUCACAAAAGAACUGUUUCUACAGAUGUGCUACUGGGUCUUCUGAAAGACAUUGUGAGACAGAGACCAGAACUAAAGGUUGUAAUAAUAACCUCCCCUCACAUGUCCAAUAAGCUGCACGCCUAUUAUGGUGAUAUUCCUCUAAUACAAGUGGAGAGUGAAGAGCCCAUUGAGUGCCCAUUCGAGGUUGUUUACAGUUGCAUGCCUCAAGAAAACUAUUUCUUACCAGCACUUAGACUGUUGUUUAACAUACAUAGUACAAGAGAAAAGGGCGAUGUUGCAAUUUUUCUAUCCUGUAAAAAGGAAAUUGAUGAGGCCUACAAGAUUAUUGAACGAGAUAUUUCUAAACAGCAUCCGAUGCUGGGAGAACUAGUGCCAAUUCCUCUUUAUCCAGAGCAGACAAGGUCUUUUGACAGACCAAGUGACAUGUUGGAGCAGAACGGCAAACGAUACAAGAGGAGGGUGAUACUGACCACAAGUGUGGGAGAGUCCUUACUUUACAUCGAAAAUGUGAAGUUUGUCAUUGAUGUGGGCAUGGAGAGAAGGAAUGUUUACAAUCCAAGAAUCAGAGCUGAAUCUUUAGUAAUGCGACCCAUCAGCAAAAUUCAGGCAAAGAUGCGCACACAAAUCAUAGACACUUCUAGACUGGGCAAAUGUUUCCGCUUAUAUUCUGAGGAGUUUCUAAAGAAAGAGAUGCCUGACCUCUCGCCAGCUUGUGUGCUAGAAUCAAACCUCACUCGCAUGGUUUUAUUCCUAAAGAGAAUGGAUAUAGCAGAUAUGGGCCAAUGUGACUUCAUUGAGAGGCCAGCUCCUGAAGCCUUGAUGCAGGCAUUGGAAGACCUUGAUUACCUUGCAGCCUUGGAUGAUGACGGAAACCUGUCAGAGAUUGGAAUCAUUAUGUCAGAAUUUCCCCUGGAUCCCCAAAUGGCAAAAGCUCUUGUUGCAUCCUGUGAAUUUGACUGUGUACAUGAAAUGUUAACAAUAGCUGCCAUGGUGACAGCUCCUUGUUGUUUCUUGGAUCCACCUCCCAGUUCAGAGGAAGUUGCAUACACUUGUCGAAGGAAAUUCUUCCAUCCAGAGGGCGAUCACUUUACACUUAUAAAUAUUUACACUGCAUUUAAGCAAAGCAAAAUGAUCUCAUCAACUGAAUAUGAAAAAUGGUGCCAUGACAAUUUUUUAAAUUGUUCUGCUCUGAGAAUAGCAGAUGCCAUCCGGGCUGAUCUGUUGGACAUCAUGCAGCGCAUUGAGCUUCCCAUUUCAGAACCUGCUUUUGGCACGCGUAAGAAUUCAUUGAAUGUGAAAAGAGCUUUAUUGUCUGGCUAUUUCAUGCAGAUUGCUCGAGAUGUUGAUGGAUUAGGAAACUACGUCAUGCUAACACACAAACAUGUAACACAGUUGCACCCCUUUUCAAGUUACCAUUCCACAAGAUUAAAGCCAGAAUGGGUUUUGUUCCAUGAAUUUACAAUAUCAGAGAACAACUGCAUCAGGAUUAUCUCAGAGGUGUCACCUGAAAUGUUUGUACAGCUGGCUCCUCAGUACUACUUCAGUAACCUACCCCACAGUGAGAGUAAGGAGCUACUACAGGAAAUUAUUGAUCACUUAAAACUGUCAACAGAUGAAGUACACCACGUAACAAACAAAGAGAAUGAUAAACCAGAGAAAAACCUUAACCAUCCAAAUGAAGACAAAUGCACCAUUCAAUAAUGGGCUAAC